Messenger RNA from Fusarium coffeatum, 1080 nucleotides. RefSeq lists its product as uncharacterized. The transcript has 4 exons. NCBI's taxonomy places the organism in Eukaryota, Fungi, Ascomycota, Sordariomycetes, Hypocreales, Nectriaceae. Bases 1 to 1080 code for a protein of 359 amino acids. The record is from RefSeq and is a predicted model, not a curated record.
AUGGCGCCCCGCCCUAUCUUUACUGCCACGCACCCACGUGCAUGCUCUACGGCCUUUGAGCGGGUCUUCAUGGCCCGCCGCGAUAUCCUAGAGAGUGUCCACGAGCCUUUCGGAGAUGCUUUUUACUACGGUCCUGAGAUCCUCAGCGAUCGCUUCAGAAAUGACACAGCCACUCGCGAACAGAGUGGUUUUUCCCAAAAGACUUACAAGGAUGUCCUUAACGAAGUCAUGGAUGCGGGCAAAGAUGUCAGUUACUUCCCCUCCUUCAUGUUCAUGCGAGCACUCGAACUCCCCGAACUCCCCGCUACACCCCACGCCUCGAAUGAGGGGAAUAGGAAACAUGUGCCAGCCAAGCUUUUCUUUUCCUCUUCUUUCUUAUUGGCAGCACAUGCAUGGCUAUCAGCUAUUACACUAGGCAAACGAAUCUUCAUCAAGGACAUGGCCUACUACCUCAUGGCCCCUGACGAUAAGCCCACCAAGACUGCACCGUCUCUGGGCGAGGAUGAGCCUAGCAACCCAACCGUGUUGCCACUAGAGGUCCUGAAGCAAUUCCAAUUCACUUUCCUCAUCCGCCACCCCCGCCGAGCUAUUCCUUCAUACUACCGUUGCACCGUGCCACCUCUGGAUGAAGUCACAGGCUUCUAUGAAUUCAUGCCAAACGAGGCAGGCUACAAGGAGCUCGUGCGUUUCUUUGACUUUUUGAUCAAAGAGAACAUUGUCGACAAGGACAACCUUGUUGUCAUUGAUGCCGAUGAUCUUCUCGAUAACCCCGAAAAGACCAUCCGUCUCUACUGCGAGAAGACAGGCAUCGACUUCAAGCCCGAGAUGCUCGAGUGGAACGAAGAAGAUUGCUCUUACGCUACCGCUGCCUUCGAGAAAUGGAAUGGCUGGCACAACGACGCUAUCAAGAGCUCGGCUUUGAGGCCUCGUACUCAUCACCAGAAGACGUUGACGACCGAGUCCGAAGACAAAGAAUGGACCGCCAAGUUUGGUCCUGAAGCGCAGAAAGUGAUCCGCAAGACCGUCGAGGACAACGUUGCCGAUUACGAGUACCUGAAGCAGUUUGCGCUGCAAAUCUAA